This is a messenger RNA of Porites evermanni, 2724 nucleotides long. The record is from the annotation of a GenBank genome assembly. Lineage: Eukaryota; Metazoa; Cnidaria; Anthozoa; Scleractinia; Poritidae.
UCCUUAGGUCGUCAUUUUACUGUCAGUCUUGCUCUCCCUGGCUCCAUCCUUGACAAUGCACAAUCUCCUGAACUAAGAACAUACUUGGCUGGCCAGGUAGGAAAGGGAUAGGGUAGGGGAAGUGAAGGACAACUUUGGGAAGUAAAGGCAGUAACCAUCCCAAGGACUUGUUACAUUUUUGAACCCCUAAUAAAGCAAUUUGUAAAGCACUUAAAAGUCCAACGGAAGCAUUUGUAUGAAUGAAAAACCUUUAAGUGUUUCCUGGGGCUUGUUUCUUUAAAGGCAUGGUGAUUUUUCGAUAACAAAGCCAUAUGAUAAUUUAUCAAAUUUAGUCAAGUCUUGAAAAAAAGAGCACUGUAUUUGAGUGUCAUUGUAUUUAGCACGAAAGUGCCAAUUCGUGACACUAUCUUUACAUCACCUGGAGACGGGACUGCCAUUUGAUGUGGUCAUCCAAGCCACUAGAAGGUCAAGCCACUUGUACCUUCAUUUCUCAGUUAUUUUAGGACCCUGAGUAAUGGUCUGGCCCCAGGACUCGAACCCACGACCUCCCGCUCUGCAGUCGAGCACUCUACCAACUGAGCUAAUCCUGCUUUGGUAACUCUGAUUUAGGGAAAAUAACUCACACCUUUUUUUAAAGUUUGCUCAACCUUUGGAGAAUGAAUUUUGGUGUUUCUUCUAUCAUUCAAAGAUCAGUGCUAAGUUAUGUUCCUUAAUAAUUCAAAAACUUGUCAUGAUAAAACCUUGUUUACUUUACAGAUUGCACGUGCUUUGGCAGUUUUUAGUAUAGAUGAAGUUGUCAUCUUUGAUGAGUCUGGAAAGACCCAGAGUAACUCUAAUGGUGGUCUGAAGAGACACUCAGAUCCUAAUGUCUUGCUGGCAAGAAUACUUCAAUAUCUGGAGUGUCCACAAUAUCUCAGAAAGAAUUUUUUCCCAAAACAUGCUGAUCUUCAAUAUGCUGGUAUGUAAUCAGUGAUUUGCAUCUUGAAGAGAGUUUUUGCAAAAAUGCUGCUUGGAACCACCAGUAAAUGGCUGCCUUCCUAAACCUACUGAAAUAAAGAAUGUAUGUGUUGCAGGUCAAAUUUGAUUUCUGGUUAAUUUUGAUUUAACCUAGGUUGAUUCUCAAUUUCCUUUGUUUCAUAGCCCUAAUUCAUGAAUAAUUAGAAUCAACCUGGGUUAAAAAAAAUUUAAAAAUUUACCAUGAUCUGACUAAUCUUAGUAAGUGAAUUAGUUCGACUUUGGAGCGACACUGGCACAACAUCUGAUUCAGACAGCACACCGUGUGUCAAGCCUAAGUUAAGUUCAACAAAAGUUCGCAGACUCUGUCGAACUUAAUUAAUGCUGUUCAUCAGUUAGGUUUCUGCACAUGAGUGGAGGGGCAUGUGAUCCGGGCCUUGGGUCAUAAUUCCUGAUCCCAAUCAACCCAAAGGAAUGUAUCCUUGCUUUUAUUUUUUUCAUUGAAAUAAUUAAGAAAGAACAAGCCACUUCACAAAGACUCGUCUUCCUUACAGUUCCUUCUAAACAGGUUUAGGGUCCAAUACACCAUAAUAAUAAGAAACUAUAACAUAAUUUUUUGCCAGGUUUGUUAAAUCCUUUAGACACUCCCCAUCAUAUGAAAGUUGAUGAUGAUGUUCCAUACAGGGAAGGGGUGGUGCUGGACAGACCCGCUAAGUCAGGAUGUGGUUCAUUUGUAAACGUGGGUAUGAGGAAGGAAGUUAGAAUUGACAAGAGCAUUAAACCAGGGGUUCGAGUCACUGUCAAGAUGGGUGACACUUCAAAUUCAGGUAUCAUCCAAUAACAACUUAACAUAAUGAUUUAAGCUAUAUUCCAGAGGGCACCAGUGUAUGAACCAUUGUUAUUCAACUUCAAAAAUUGAUCUUAGAAAUCAGCUUUGUUCAUUGCAAACAGAUCCAAGGAUUGAAUGCUAAGUUAGUUUAUGCAUUCCAGCAUUUAUAGACUUAAUUCUGAAAGUCCAUUUUAGAUUAGUUUCUUGUAACAAAGGCUACGGCAUUUAUUUCUCCUCUUUUUGAAACACACUUCACAGAAAGAAAGCUUGGACUUGUAAGCACUGCAACUCAAGUUGCAAUUCCUACAAGAUUGUAGCUUAAAAGCUACAAUCUUGGACAAAAAGGUCAAGAAAAAUCCAUGGACGUUUCCAUGUCUAGUUUCAAGAUAAAGCUCUUGAAAGCACUGGCUAUUACAAAUACUCCCCUCUUCCCCCCUUCAAAAAAAAAACACAGUACUGAAAUCCUGUGGGAUCAUUUCUGACCUCGACCAACCAAUGUUGACCAGGGUGGGGUGAGGGGAGGGCUCAUAGUGGUACCAAAUCCAUGGGAUAGGAUUUCUGUGGGUAAGAAAGUGCAAAAUUCUUAACAUUUUUUGUCAAGGAUUGUAGGGCCAACAAUAUCUCUGGAAUUUUUUAAAAAAGCCUUUCAGGAACUGUAGGAACCCUUAGACAUCAUAAUUUUUUUAAAAUUAUUUCUGUUUGAUGUAACAGGGGCAAAAUUCUACUGUGGAACAGUGGUGUCUCCUAAUGCUCCAAGAACAGAACAGGGUUUAUACUGGGGCUACAAUGUCAGACUGGCUCCAUCUUUUGGAGCAGUGUUUACACAGUGUCCAUUUAAAGAUGGCUACGAUGUUACAAUAGGAACCUCAGAAAGGGGUACCUCUGUGGAUCAACUACAAUUGACAGACUUCAGGUACAGUAGAAGACUUGAAACCUCUUAA